UUCAUAUUUGUAUCUUCGUUUAAUGAAGAAAUUCUCAUAUGGCAUCAUUGUCGUAAGACAUGAGUAGUUCACAAUAAACCAUGUUUACUCGAUUGGAUGUCAAUCUCUAUGUAGAUAACGCGCGUAGUUUGAUUUGUUUGGGAAUUUAUAAAUUAAUCUCAUUUUGUACGAUAACUUUCGGCUAUAGUCCUUGAAAUCACAUAUUGAGUCAACAUGUCAACCCAACUAUCUACGAAUGUAGAAAAGAUGCUAAAUAGUUUAGAGAAAACCGUUCAAUUGGCUUCCCAGUAUGGAAGUGAAGAUCUACAUAAUGUUAACGUCUUCACAUCUAUGGCCAAAACCAUUUGCGAGUUGGAGCUGCGAAAUCAGAAAGUUAUGAAAGCGUUAGAUGCGUGCAAGGAUCAGAACACGGUUGCUGAUUUUGAAAGGGUAUAUGAAACUACGCUGAAUAGUGGCUCAGGACGCGAAAAAAAAUCAAGUAAAUACUCUGAAUUCGAAAACACUGCCAAGCAGCUCUUGGCCAGUACUUCAGCUAGGAGAAGUCAACCGGGAACUAUUCAAGACGGGGAUGUGAUAUUCGAAAAUUUCGUGUCGGAUGUUGACCCUAUAACUAAGAAGGUUAUGGUGCAUCCAGUAAAGAAUAAGAAAUGUGGUCACUAUUACGAGAAAAGCAGCAUCUUGGAAGUGAUUUCAAUUAAUCGGCAAUUGAGGUGUCCUGUUGCUGGUUGUGCAAAUAAAAAUCCUAUAAUCCCAGCCAAUUUAGUAGAAGACCCUGCCUUUGCGAAACUGCUCAAAGAACGGCAAAGCACUCAGGAAGAUAGCGAUUAACCCUAGGUUUCAAGUUAGGUUCUUUUGUAUCUUAAUUCUUAGUUUGAUCAAUUGUUAAAGUUUUGUCCGCUUAUUUAAUAAUAACAUAUUAUAACCCAA
Hermetia illucens (black soldier fly) is the source of this 927-nucleotide messenger RNA. RefSeq names its product E3 SUMO-protein ligase NSE2-like. Gene Ontology annotation, biological process: protein sumoylation; double-strand break repair via homologous recombination. Lineage: Eukaryota; Metazoa; Arthropoda; Insecta; Diptera; Stratiomyidae. Gene Ontology annotation, molecular function: zinc ion binding; SUMO ligase activity. The record is from RefSeq and is a predicted model, not a curated record. Bases 214 to 828 code for a protein of 204 amino acids. Gene Ontology annotation, cellular component: Smc5-Smc6 complex; nucleus. The transcript is spliced from 4 exons.